Sphenostylis stenocarpa is the source of this 609-nucleotide messenger RNA. The record is from the annotation of a GenBank genome assembly. NCBI's taxonomy places the organism in Eukaryota, Viridiplantae, Streptophyta, Magnoliopsida, Fabales, Fabaceae.
AUGACAUGGAAAGAACGCAAGAAGAUUGAAAAUAGGAAUAUUGUUUCACUUGGUGGGAAGGCCCCCAAGAAUCAGAUAUUACCUUUAAGCGUGGCACGACCGAUGAUGAAGAAACAGAAGGAGAGGGAGCAGAAAAUGCUCCAAGAGCGUUUGAUUCUUGGACAAUUGGGAGGAAAGCUCGGUGGUAGCAGUAAAAGAUCAGCUGGGAAGCACAAGCCAGAAAACAAGGGUCUGAAGUCAAGUGAAGGUCAUUUUAGAAAUGGCAUACUCAAUGUGAAGCAUUUGUUAAAUUUGGCACCAUCAAGAGACCAUCAAACUGGCACCAAUAUGUCCAAUACAUGGAAAGGGAAAGGUGGUAAGAAGAGACAGGGUAAAAAGGGUGCCGAGCUCAGAGAUUCUGAGCAGAAUCCACCAUCCCAUUUGCUGGCUGAAGAUUACUACAACGAAGAACAUUUUGUCACCUUCACAAAUCAUCAAGAACAGCUCGAUAAGUCUAGGGAAACGAGGAAAAGAAAAUGCAUGAGGUCCAUAAAAUCAAAGUUGCGAGCACUUGUAACAGCAUGCAUGUGCAUGUUCAUGAUGAGUAGUGAUGCAUGCUCUUAUGGUUAA